Bufo gargarizans (Asiatic toad) is the source of this 5975-nucleotide messenger RNA. It is a transcript of the gene CCDC71, whose product is annotated as coiled-coil domain containing 71. Bases 216 to 1310 code for a protein of 364 amino acids. Lineage: Eukaryota; Metazoa; Chordata; Amphibia; Anura; Bufonidae. The record is from RefSeq and is a predicted model, not a curated record. The transcript has 2 exons.
UGAACGUUGGGGGGCGACCUAGGCUCGGGCGGAAGCGAAACGGCAUUUCCGGUGCUCAGCGGGGCGGCCAUUUUUUUGUGUAGAGCGGCGGAGGCCGUGCUGGGGUGUCACCAGGGGGAAGUAAGGAGACGGUCCCUGAGCGGCGGAGGCGGAGACGAGAGCGGCGGCGGCACAGCCUGAGCAGUCAAAGCCAAAGGACUCUUCAACCUAAUGCUAUGAAUGUUAAGAAGAGUCAAAUGGAAGAGAAGGCUGUUCAUUCGUGGUCACGGCUCUCCUCCGCUGGGAAGAGCGCCUUCGAGGAAGCUUUGAGAGUCUUUAAUCCAAUGUCAAAAGAUCUGACGGACACAGAGACGCAGCUGGUGACUUUUCUCCAAGGCCUGCGAGAAGAUGGAUAUCAGCCUACUAUUCUGAGCAGCAAAGACGUUUACGGAUACAAUUCAACCACAGCAGACACGCCCCCGCCACCACCGGUUGGACUAAAGUGUCCUCCAAAAAAUGCCUCGACAGUUUCCUCCUCCAAAUCUCACUCGAAAAACCAGACUGGCAAACCGACCAACCCAAAAGUGGACCUUUCUGUCAGCACCGCUAAAAUUUCCAACAAGCACCCAACAAGAAACUCUACGAACUUACUGUUGAGGUCGCUAAGACGUUCAGACUCUGAGAAGACAAAAGGCUCAUGUGUCCAGUUUCCUUCCAACAUGUAUCCCGGAGUGUUUCCCGACAUGAGAUUAUCUGUGGUUUUAGAGGCAUUGGUGCCCUUUAAAGCAACCGCCUCCUCUCUGGCGAGCCUUAAGGAACAGCCUCUUGUCAUUGCAUCGAAGCAAAACGGUAAGGGAAAGAACGGCAAAGCCUACCAGUCCUUAAUGAAAGAGACCUCCCUUUUGAAUGGGAUAAACGGCAAAAUUUUGAAGGAGAACGAUGCCUGCAAGGCCUUUGAGAUUUUGAACGGGCGAAUCCUUGUAAAUUCUCGCCCACUCUACAACGGCAUGGCCCAAGCGAAACGCAACUCGAAAGCGCAGGCGGCCAUUAGCAACAGAGGGACAAAGCCGCAGCUGGGGGACAGGGACAAAAAACGGAAACUCAGCGAGGGCUCCGACGAGGCACCCUUCAGCAAGAGGAUAAGGAUAACUCUUCCCUUGGUGAAGAGGUCACCGUUUGAUAAGGACAAAUAUAACCUGCUCAAGUCCACAGUCAUUAAAAUAGACAAAAGGUCUUCGGAUGAUGAGUUACGGAGGAAAGCGCAGCGAAUCCUACGGUUGAACCUUUCCCCAGUUCUCCGAAUCCAGCCUUUGUUUGUCAUCCUCCAAUAAAUUGGGCCUCGGCCUCUUCUCUGAAGUAACUCCUUGCUAUUCUUCUCCACACUUCCAUAUGUUGGGAGCUGAGCAGAUGUAUUACGAUUUCCACACAUGAAAGCUGCUGAUAGUUUGAUGUCCUUCUUCUCCUUUGUUUCCGUGGCCAUUUUUGUCACUUUAUUUUUGCAGUAUACUUGCGCGCAAUGCUACAGAACAGCCAGCCAUGUCUUCUCAGAAAUGUUUCGGGAGGGGGUGAUCGAACGCCGGACAUGGACUCUCCGUCUCUUUUUUUCGAUACAUGGCAAUAUGUAUAUUUUGUGCAAUAGUUAAGACCUAUUUCCUAAGGUAUAAUAUGCACUGUGAUUUUGCUUCUCUGUAUCGUUUUGAUCAAUUUGGCGAGGGACUGUUGUACAGUUUUUAUUUUUAUGAGAGACUUUUACGGUUUUGGCGAUUUUUGUCAGAGCCACUUGAGUUUCAGAAGGAGUUCUUGGAAUAUCUGGAGUCAUAGCCUUAUGAGUUCAGAUCUAUUUUUUUUUUUAUUGUAAUGUUUAGCUCGGUCUGUGUAGGCUACAGAAGAGAAUUUGUUGAGCUCCUGACAUAUACUCCAGAAAGAAGAAGCACCAUGGAGCCCGGUAUAUCUCUGACCUAAAGGGACAGUGUCUUGGUGGCUCUUGGUUUUUCAACCGCAACCUGGUUCCGAACUUCAUGUGAAGUUUAUCUUGGGUAUCAAUGUUGGUUUAGAGCUGAAAUCUCACCAUGAAGGUCUAAGCUUGGACCCCCCCCCCCCCCCCACUGAUUUCUAGAGGGGCUCAGCGAUUCGAUAAAACUGCCCAUCCCCCUUUUAGUCACAGAUUUCCAUAACUCUGUUGUAACUUAAAUGUAGGGUUCCAAUGUCAUUAUCGAUAUCCUAUUUCCAUUGAGCAUCAGAGCACACUGACAGACCAGACGUUGAAUGUUGACUUGCUUUUCGAAAUGUUUGUGACUCCGUAAACCGUUUUUUGUUAAUGAGUGUGAGAACCUUUUUGAGCGGAGAUGGUACGAACCCAUGGACUUAUUCUGGUCACAGCACGUUUAGCUAUAUACUUUACAACCUUAUGCUUCAGGGCCUGCCGACUUGGGAACACAGUGGGUUUUGCCCAAUAUUUUAUAUUCCCCGUUCACUCUGCCGUUAUUCAGUGUCUGCCUUGUAUGAUGCCUUUUGGCUCCUUUCACUUUGCAAUGAAGAGUUCGGAGUCCGAUGCGUAAGGUUGACUUACACAUGAGAUGUAUGUGGGUGAACCUGACAAUUUUGAGAGGACUGGCUGGCCGUUUAGGGUACAUUCAGACGAUCGUAUGCGUUUGCGGAUCCGGAAAUCACGGAUACCGGCCGUACACAUGAUAGAAAUGCCUAUUCUUGCCCACAAUUGUGGACAAGUAUAGGACAUGCUCCUACCAUUUUUGCGGACCGGUAGUACACAGUGUGCUGUCUGCAUCUUUGGCGGCCCAUUGAAAUGAAUGGUUCCACAUCCAUUCCGCAAUAUUGCAAAACGGACCCGGACCCAUAAAUACAGUCGGGUGAAUGUACCUUAAAUGUGUAUGGGGGGCCUCUCCCCGGACAGCGGAUGUCUGGAUAUAUGCUGGCAGCAGCUUCCUCCACUCUCUCUUUUUGGUAAAGUCUCACAUCUCCGUCUGUCCUUUCUGGCAGGCUGCUCCACCAGUUUUUGUCCGGCCGAUUUCUGGCAUUCUUUGCCGGAACAACCUGCCGCAGAGGACAGGCGGAGAUCUGAAAAUAGCCUUACUGAAAACAUGUUCACGCUCGGUAUAUGUAUUGGGGGAGUGAUGACUGACACCCUAAUGUGCAGGUCCAGCCUAAACCUUCUGUCCUAAAGGUGGCCAUACAGCUUAGACAUCUGUCUGCAAAUUUGGCUAUACAUUUGCACGCUCAUCUCGGGUAAGGGGAAUAAGCAAAUAAUCGUAUUGCCUACGAAAACAUGCCCCAUCCUUCUUUCCACCUACAGAUGCCGCCAUGAGAGAGAUGUUGGAUCCCCCCUUCACCCUCUUAGACACAUUAGAUGUUUGUCCAGUCCCACCAAAAUUGUUGGAUUCGCCCGGCAUUCAUCUGAUGUCUAGGAGAGCUUUUGCCAGUAGGUUGGCCUCACGGUGACGCCCAUGAUUUGGCUGGGGUGUCCUCCCUCAAUGGGGUUCGGAAUAAUGGCCGCGUAUGACCUGUCUUAUACGUAGACUGUAUGGGAAGGAGUCUAACUAGCGCAGAGCCGAAAACCCCUGAGAUUUUUUGAAUUCUUUUAUAGUGUACCUUCCGUUGCUACAGAUCUGUACAAUAUAUAUUUUUCUAUUGUUUCCAUGCAGUGUUUUUUUUUUUUUUUUUUUCGUUGUGGUGUUGUCGCAGGCACAUACAACAGACGCUAUUUUGUGGUGUGAACCUCUACCGUGGAGAAUGUCGAGUGAUUGCGCUCCCCUAAGUUGACCCACAAACCUCCACCGCUGUGAGCAGGAGGCCGACUUUACUUUUUGGUGAUUGUACAUCAGGGGCGACAGGUUCAUCCUGUUAUAUUUUACCAUCUUCCUGCCAAAAGUCGGUCUGGUUGGAAAAUUCGGAGAUUGGAAAUUCCAGUUCCCCCUCACUCGUCACUUUACACAUUGAAGUUAUUGCCUUUUAGUUUAGGGUUGGACAAGAUACAGGAGAUUUUUUAUUUCUCAAAUCCUGAUACCUAGAAGCUGAGAUCUAGGGUGCUGUUGAGGUCCUUGCAUUGUAGAGCUGCAGGGUCAAAAAAUUAUUUGGACCCUGCAGGAAAUAUAUUUUAUUACGGUGGGGAGUGAAUAUACACUAAAGCUGGUAAUGCAGGUCAGUCAACAUCUAGUCCCUGACUUGUCUCCCCCCCCCCCCCCAUAUACCUGCAUGCUCUGCCGUGUGGUGAAACCCCAACAAAAAAAGUCAGGCAUGUUAAAAUCCAAGAUGCUUGAUCCUUGUUUUCCCUGACCUUGGUCGGGACACCUCCAUCUACGUUCUAUGUCGGCCAAACCUGCCCAUUCAGUGGGGAUUGGGCAACCGUGUUCCUACUUGUAUGGCCAGCUUAAUAAUCAGUGUUCCCUUUUGUUUUGUAUCCACAGGGACAGAUGGAGCAGCUCUACAGUGUGAGGACCCCAACAAACAGCUCCUCAAAUGUCUGCUGGGGAAAGAGAGAUAAGUUAGGGGAUUACAGGUUAUUUGAUUGAUGGCGUAUCCUUCAGAGUGGGUCGGAACCCGGGACCUAAAUCGAUCAGCAGAACGAAUGGUCCCAGCUCGUACUGGAGCACUGUGUGGGUCCCUUUAUUGGUUAAGCGUUGGUCCGCCUGGUACUCCAGCGCUUUUUUAUUCAUUUCAAAUCGAACUGCAAUGCUACAGCCCCCCCAUCGUUCGGCUGAUCAUUGAGUUGCUGGGGUCGAACCACAUCAGUCAUAUAUUGUUGGCCAUGAAUUGAAAAUCCCCAAAUCCCCUUGGCUUGCAGCCACCUGUGAAUAGAGUGAGUUUUCCUAUAAUGCCCGGGCCCCUCAUACUGGUCAUACCUUGCCCACUCCCCGGCACCGGCGUCCCUUCACAUGCCUCCACGGCCGCUACUUGCGGCGGGGACAAGCCUCCCCAGCAUCACCCGCGAUGCUAGGGAGACUUGUUUCCGAUGUGGCCUCCCAGUCGCAGGAUGUUUUGAUGGGGAGAUGCAGAGGCAGCUGUGCCGGCAUCAGGAGCAAUGCAGGUCCUCUGGAGCGGGGUAAGAAUGACCAGUAUGAGAGGCGCGGGCAUUUUGGGGGACAUUUCAGUGGUUGGAUAACCCCUUAAACUUCCUGGUCCCAUAAUGAGCUCUUGUCGCCAUCGUAUUGCCUUUUUUUUUUUUUUUUUGCUGCUUUUUUUCACGAGAUCAUUGGAAAACAAGUUAUGCUGUAAUUCCGUGAAAAUCACUGGAAUCCGUAAACCAAUAUCCUUCACGAUCUUAAUUGCUUUGUGUAAAUUAGCGCUUAGAAGAUAAGUUAGAGGGGUUGGCCAUUCUCAGACAUUGAUGGCAUAUCGCUAGGAUAUGCCAUCAGUGUCAGGUAGGCGCGGGUUCCACCGCUGGGCCGACGGAGAACACGGCAUGCAUGUGCUCAGCUGUUUUCAGAAGUCCCAUAACUGAAUGGAGGGCGCACAUGCAUGGCCGGCCACCUCUCCCUUCACCGCUAUGGUAGGGCUCAGCUGUUUUCUCCCAUAGCAGUGAACAGAGCGGAUGGUGCGUACUCCAUUUCGUGGGGGGCAUUCUGGAGAUAGAUGCAGUUCUCACCUUUGGGACUCACUCCAAUCUGACAUUGAUGGAUGUGUGAGAUGGGCCAACCCCUUUUAAAAGAUGACCGAUCACAAGAGUCUCUAUCUUCAUCCAUCCGUUUUUGUUUUUUUAUUUUUUUUGCCCAACUGUUAAAUUUUACAGAUUUUGUAGAAAAUGAUCACGAGUCAAUGUGCCAUAUACUCCCCGAUGAUGGCGUCAACUCUUCUACCAACUGCCAUGGUUUCUAAGGAAGGAGUGACGUCACUAAACCUGCAGCCGAGGAGUCUGCGCCUCUGUGGGGUCUAAUCCUAGUACAUGGGGGAAUUUUUCAGCUGCCUCUUUAAAAAAAAAAAAUUCAAUAAUUUUUCCAUGUCUUGGUAAGCAAACAGCAUUACAUGCCUUAUGUUCUAUUACU